GCGCGAGCGCGAAGGAGGAGCCAUGGACGCCCUCAAGCACAAGGUUCACACCGCCUACAAGGGCGUGGCGGAGUCGCUGAUGACCACGCGCACCACGAGCGCGUUCCUCGAGAAGGGCGUGGUCACCCCGGAGGAGUUCGUCGUCGCCGGGGACUACCUCGUCGAGCAGUGCCCCACCUGGUCGUGGCAGGGGGGCGACGCGAAGAGCGCCAAAUCGUACCUCCCGGAGGACAAGCAGUUCCUCGUGACGCGCAACGUGCCGUGCCUGAAGCGCGCGCGCGCCAUGGAGGAGUACGCGGGGAAGGAGGAGCAUCUCUCCGGUGAGGACGAGGGGUGGGUCGCCGCGGGAGGCGACGGCAACGGCGGGUCCAAGGACGACGACGCGCCGGACAUGGACGAGAUACCCGACAUCUCCGCGCUGAGAGUCGACUCGCGCGCCAAAGAGGACCAAAACGACGACGACGACGACGCGGACAUCCCCGACAUGGACGACUUCGACAUGUGCGGCGACGAGGAGGACGACGCGUCCGCGUUGCCCUCCUCGCGAGCCGUUACGACCGUUACGACCGCCGACGACGCCGGCCACAUCCUCAAGACUCGAACGUACGAUCUGUCCAUCACGUACGACAAGUACUAUCAGACCCCGAGGGUCUGGCUCAACGGCUACGACGAGCGACGACGGGCGCUGGACCCUACGAAGGCGCUCGAGGACAUCUCCGCGGAGCACGCGAAGAAGACGGUGACGAUCGACCCGCACCCGCACACGUCCGUGCCGUCCGCGUCCAUUCACCCUUGCAAGCACGCGCCGGUGAUGAAGAAGCUCAUCGAGUCGAUGGGCGGCGACGCGGCGCCGAGCGUGGAGCACUACCUGUUCGUGUUCCUCAAGUUCAUCGCGAGCGUGGUGCCCACGAUCGAGUACGACUACACCGCGUCCGCGUCGCUGAGGUGAGGCGACGAGUCGAUCGGGUGUCCGAUGGAUCUUGUAACAACAGUUUAAAACCG
Molecule: messenger RNA, 1002 nt
Organism: Micromonas commoda
Lineage: Eukaryota; Viridiplantae; Chlorophyta; Mamiellophyceae; Mamiellales; Mamiellaceae
Exons: 2
Coding region: 23-949 (308 amino acids)
Biological process (GO): autophagy of mitochondrion; autophagosome assembly; nucleophagy
Cellular component (GO): cytosol; cytoplasmic ubiquitin ligase complex
Molecular function (GO): Atg8-family ligase activity
Source: RefSeq, a predicted model, not a curated record